UAAAAAUAAGACAGGCAGCAGGUGAAUUUAGAUGAAAACUAUGAGAGAAUAGAAAAUAAUUUUUAAGAGCAUAUGGUUGACCUUAAAAGUGGGAACAGUUUUUCCUUACAACUAGUAGAAAAUGAAAACAGAUAAUACAAGGAAAAAUGACACAAGAAGAGAGCAAUUGAAUUUCUGUUUUGUCACAUCUCUCAAUGUGUGAAUCAUCUGAAAGUGAACUGAUGGAAAUGACGUUGAGAAUUUGAGAAGAGAGGGAAGAGAAUAUGGAAGAAUCUCUGUAAGCGAGAGGGAGGAAUUAAUUAUGAAUUCACUUGAGAGCCCAACUGAGGUAAAGGUGAGAGUAAAUUUGAAGAGAAUAGUCAUGGUUAAGUGACAAUAUUGAGCAGCUUAAUAGGAAGAAUAGAGAAAAUGGAUUGUCAGGGUAACUGCAUGUUGGAGGCUAAAAAGAAUGUUAGAGGAGUAAUAUAAAUAGGUGAAUGACUCUAGAGUGUCUGGAAGGGCAUAUUUUAAAUGGUUGACUAUGUAGUCUAAUUAUGUGAAAAGGUAAAUAAAGAAAUGCGGAGCCAGAUAGAAAGAAUUAGAAGAGAAAUACUAUGUUAGUAAAAGUAAUGGAGCAGGAGAGGAUGAUGAGGGUAAGAGAAUACCAAAUACUCUGCCUAAAUUUUCAGAGGAGAGCAGAGCUAUGGAAAUAAACCCAACAGUCAUUUCCUAUAGAGUUGUGCACAGAACAGGCCAGAUAAUUAUUGGAGCUAUGAUAUAUUUUUCGUUACACCAUUUGGCCUGGGAUUUUGUGGCUUGGUAGAGAUAGUUAUAACAACAGAUAAAAGUAAGAUCCUCUUCCUUUUUUCCUCGCUAAAGAUAUGUUAACAUCUUUGUCUAGCUAUUGUUUCUUGGAAAAUUAAAGUCAAUUUAAAUGACGGCAAGGUUUUACUCAGUGAUGAUGAAGUAAGAUGGAGAGAGAAAAUGGAAAAUUUAACCUACUGGUUAAAUUCUGUUUAACCAGGACGCCUAUUCGGGCUACAAUGCGUGGCUUUCGUAUAAAUUGCAGCCGGCGGCGGUAAGUUAAAUUCUACUAAGUAAAUAGGAUAUUAGUUCCAGGCAUAUUUUAUAAAAACAGAAUCGAAAACCUUAGAGCAUUGUUGUUUAUAAAUUAUUGUGUUUAUGCACAUACACACACUCACAUACAAAAUCCCACACAUAUUGACUGAACACUUUCUUUUGAAUAUAAAUAUCUACAUCUCAAGUCACAUUGAAGGAAAUUUAUAAAUAUGAUGUAUUUAUUCAAAAUCUGAUAUAUCAGUUACCAAUAUUUUUCACCUUCACCGAUUUUAUUCUUAUGUGAUUGUUAUGUUUCCUUUUGGAGUCAAUGGCUGUUGUGUGAGGAGGUCUUGAAAAAUAUUACAGGAAGAGGACAGUACCACAAAAACCUACAUGACUAUGCAAAACUACCGAUCAAUUGUCCCAAAACGAGUGUCGAAUAUUCUUUGUCUUAAAGUUCUGCAUGGAAUUCUUACACAUGGAAAAGUAAAUUUGUGGCAAAAUGAAACUCAUCAACCAAUUGUCAGCUAAUAUAAAAUGUUGAGCAGAAUGCAGUGACUUGCUGUUUCUGGGAAGGUAAACAUUUAAUCUUCAAUUACAUAUUUGCAGUGAAAAUGUCAGGAAAUGCAAGGGGAAAAAAUACUACAUCAAUGGAAAAUAUGAAGACUGAGUCAUACUUACACUUACACGUUCAUGCGCAUGGUGUCGCUCUUCACUGAGAACGUUUCCGCGAAGAAAAAGCCGCCGUUUCUUCCUGCAGAAAAUAUAGCAGAAAGCGGAAUACUUCUUGCGAAUCCUUCCGCACUAGGAAGCCAUAAGAAUUGGGCCUUGAGAGGCAGUUUGAGGUAAGGCGUUGUAUGUAUUGCAGAUAGCUCUGAGGUUUUUGGAGUGUACCAUGCUGUCUUCCUGGCAAGGAGGCCCAAGACCGCGGCAACUACUGCUCUGGCUUCUGAUCCUCGCAGCCUGGGAGACGGGUAGUGGCCAGCUCCACUACUCCGUCCCCGAGGAAGCAAAACACGGAACCUUCGUGGGCCGCAUCGCUCAGGACCUGGGGCUGGAGCUGGCGGAGCUGGUGCCGCGCCUGUUCCGGGUGGCGUCCAAAACACACGGGGACCUUCUGGAGGUAAAUCUGCAGAAUGGCAUUUUGUUUGUGAAUUCUCGGAUCGACCGCGAGGAGCUGUGUGGGCGGAGCGCGGAGUGCAGCAUGCACCUGGAGGUGAUCGUGGACAGGCCACUGCAGGUUUUCCAUGUGGAGGUGAAGGUGAGGGACAUUAACGACAACCCGCCCAUAUUCCCUGAAAGCAAGAAACGAAUAAUCAUUGCAGAAUCUAGACCUCCGGAAACUCGAUUUCCACUAGAUGGCGCAUCCGAUGCAGAUAUUGGAGUAAACUCGGCAUUGACCUACCGACUGGAUCCCAACGAUUAUUUCACUUUGGACGCACAAAAUAGUCUUGAGCAAAUGUCUUCAUUAUCACUUGUACUGAGGAAAACACUGGACAGAGAGGAAAUUCAGGAACAUAGUUUAUUACUGACAGCCAGUGAUGGAGGUAAACCCGAGCUGACUGGCACAGUUCAGCUGCUCAUCACGAUUCUGGACGUGAAUGACAACGCCCCGGAAUUUUACCAAUCCGUUUAUAAAGUGACGGUGUUAGAGAACGCAUUCAAUGGAACAUUAGUGAUCAAGCUAAAUGCCACAGAUCCUGAUGAUGGUACAAAUGGAGAUAUAGUUUACUCAUUUAGAAGGCCUGUAUCGCCUGCAGUGGUAUAUGCAUUUACCAUAAAUCCGAACAAUGGAGAAAUUAGGACAAAAGGCAAACUAGAUUUCGAAGAAAAGAAAUUGUAUGAAAUAUCCGUGGAGGCAGUUGACAAAGGAAAUAUUCCAAUGGCGGGUCAUUGUACCCUUUUGGUGGAAGUACUAGAUGUAAAUGAUAACGCCCCAGAGGUUGCCAUCACUUCUUUGUCACUUCCCAUCAGAGAAGACACUCAGCCUAGCGCCAUCAUUGCCCUAAUCAGUGUGUCCGAUCGGGACUCUGGCUCAAAUGGACAGGUCACCUGCACCCUGACGCCGCACGUCCCCUUCAAGCUGGUGUCCACCUACAAGAAUUACUACUCAUUAGUGCUGGACAGAGCCCUGGACCGCGAGAGCGUAUCAGCCUAUGAACUGGUGGUGACCGCGCGGGACGGGGGCUCGCCUUCGCUAUGGGCCACGGCCAGUGUGUCCGUGGGGGUGGCCGACGUGAACGACAACGCGCCGGCGUUUGCGCAGCCCGAGUACACGGUAUUCGUGAAGGAAAACAAUCCGCCGGGCUGCCACAUCUUCACGGUGUCUGCGCAGGACGCGGACGCACAGGAGAACGCUCUGGUCUCUUACUCGCUGGUGGAGCGGCGGGUGGGCGAGCGCGCGCUGUCGAGCUACGUGUCGGUGCACGCGGAGAGCGGCAAGGUGUACGCGCUGCAGCCGUUGGACCACGAAGAACUGGAGCUGCUGCAGUUCCAGGUGAGCGCGCGCGAUGCGGGCGUGCCGCCUCUGGGCAGCAACGUGACGCUGCAGGUGUUCGUGCUGGACGAGAACGACAACUCGCCGGCGCUGCUGACGCCCGGGGCUGGCAGCGCGGGAGGCACAGUGAGCGAGCUGGUGCCGCGGUCGGUGGGUGCAGGCCACGUGGUGGCGAAGGUGCGCGCGGUGGACGCCGAUUCGGGCUACAAUGCGUGGCUUUCGUAUGAAUUGCAGCUGGCGGCUGUCGGCGCGCGCAUCCCUUUCCGCGUGGGGCUGUACACUGGCGAGAUCAGCACGACGCGCACUCUGGAUGAGGUGGACGCGCCGCGCCACCGCCUUCUGGUGCUGGUGAAGGACCACGGUGAGCCCGCGCUGACGGCCACGGCAACGGUGCUGUUGUCGCUGGUGGAGAGCGGCCAAGCGCCACAGGCGUCGUCGAGGGCGUCGGCAGGUGCUGUGGGUCCAGAAGCGGCGCUGGUGGAUGUCAAUGUUUACUUGAUCAUUGCCAUCUGCGCGGUGUCCAGCCUGUUGGUGCUCACGCUGCUGCUGUAUACUGCGCUGCGGUGCUCGGCGCCGCCCACCGAGGGCGCGGGCGCGCCGGGCAAGCCCACUCUAGUGUGCUCCAGCGCGGUAGGGAGUUGGUCGUACUCGCAGCAGAGGCGGCAGAGGGUGUGCUCUGGGGAGGGCCCGCAUAAGACGGACCUCAUGGCUUUCAGUCCCAGCCUUCCUCCUUGUCUGGGUUCUGCAGAGGGAACAGGCCAGAGGCAGGAGGACUCAGAAUGCUUGAACGAGGUAAGCUUAUAUUUUAAAAAAUUGUCUUAGUAAACACAUUAGCCUUCCUUGCAGUUGUUUGUUUAAGGCACCUUUCCUGCCAAUUUCAAAUUAUUCUUUAAUUUUAAUUUUGCUAGUUGUUAUCGAAUUUAACAACUCUGCUGGGACAUUAUGUGUUGGAUUAUCCUUCAGAGUGAAAUCUUAACUCAGAAACCAUAAUGAAAUGUGCAAAACAAGAAUAUUUUGUUUCUGUUGUAUUCUUAAUAGUUCUAAGUAUUUAUCAUGCAAUUGAGCAUUUACAAAAAAUUCCUCACGUUGUGAGAACUUAAACAUUUAGGAAAUGUUUGUUUUAAUGAGGCUAAUCAUAAUCUUAAAUUUAAAAAAUUUUUAAUCUAAUGUAUGCAUAUACCCACAUAGAUAUUAUUUUAAGAGCCCCAUAACUUUUCACAUAAAUGCUUUUUUUAAGUGCACUUUUCUUUCUUUUUUUUUUUUUAACCUGUUUUGAUUGUCUCUACUUUUUUGUCCUCUAGGCACAUCAGUGUUCCUCCUCAUAUAU
Messenger RNA from Nomascus leucogenys (northern white-cheeked gibbon), 4862 nucleotides. RefSeq names its product protocadherin alpha 13. Gene Ontology annotation, cellular component: plasma membrane. Lineage: Eukaryota; Metazoa; Chordata; Mammalia; Primates; Hylobatidae. Gene Ontology annotation, molecular function: calcium ion binding. The record is from RefSeq and is a predicted model, not a curated record. Gene Ontology annotation, biological process: homophilic cell-cell adhesion.